Mucor mucedo is the source of this 888-nucleotide messenger RNA. RefSeq lists its product as uncharacterized. The transcript is spliced from 6 exons. Bases 1 to 888 code for a protein of 295 amino acids. Gene Ontology annotation, cellular component: nucleus. Gene Ontology annotation, biological process: regulation of transcription by RNA polymerase II. The record is from RefSeq and is a predicted model, not a curated record. NCBI's taxonomy places the organism in Eukaryota, Fungi, Mucoromycota, Mucoromycetes, Mucorales, Mucoraceae. Gene Ontology annotation, molecular function: protein dimerization activity; RNA polymerase II cis-regulatory region sequence-specific DNA binding; DNA-binding transcription factor activity, RNA polymerase II-specific.
AUGAGUCAACAACGCCGUAUACCUUCCUCCGAAUAUCCCAACAACUUCAAUAUCUCUUCCUAUUCUUCAGCAACUAAACUCGAACUGCCUGAUCAAUCAAUAGUUUAUCCUGCAUCUUCGUUUUAUGUUUCUCCAAUGGCAAACAACCACCCAUCACCUUCAAGUUCUUAUUUUUACGAUCAACAAAGCCAAUUUAUUCAUCAACAAAACAGUCCUGAUUCUACCUUCAUGUCUACUUCUCCACCACCUCAUAAAAUGAAUACCUGUUCGCCUUCAUCGAUCAUGAUCCAAGAGCCACCCAUGUUAGUUGCUUCCUCGUCCUCAACAACAACCGCUUCCACUAUGUCUUCCUCCUCGGUCGAAUUCCUAAACGAAGCCUUUGCAAAAGCUUCUUCGUUGCCUGAAUCUUUCUAUCCUGAAUUCUUACAGUAUUCCAAAGAAGCUUACGAACAGUCUACUGGUGGUGGACCUAACCAUACACAACACCAGCAGCAAAUGCAACAUCAACAACAGCAACAACAACAACAGAUGAGCGAAAACAAUGGCGAAGAAUCUGAUAAUGACGAUGAAAUGAAUACCAAUGGUUUGACAUCAACCGAAAUUCGUAGACAAAUACAUAUUCAAUCCGAGCAGAAGAGAAGAGCUCAAAUUAAAGAUGGAUUUGAAGAGUUGAGAAAUGAAUUACCAGCUUGUUUAAAUAAAAAAAUGAGCAAAGUCGCAUUAUUACAUCGCACUGUCCAACAUAUACAACACUUAAAAGACACUCAAAUGUCUAUUUUGUCUGAAUUAGAAAGACUUGUUCAUGAGAAUGAACAACUUCGCAAGUUCCAAGAAGGUGUGCUUCAAAAGCAAGCUUUGGAAAACAUGUAUACCAUGACAAACAUGUAA